AUAAUUGGACACUGAUACAUCAUUAUCACUAGGAUACAGUAUCAUAAAAAUGUGAACAUUGUGAAGUGGGUGGGUCGUAAUGCUCUACUAACCUUUAAUAAUUUUAGUACUUUUAAGUUAAUGUAUAUAAUUAUAGACCCAGUAGCGUAACAAUUUUUGUAUUUACAGGUUAAAUAAUUAUAAAAUGAAUAUCACGAAGAAGGAUUUGUUAAGACUUUUGAUUGAUUCAUGCAUUCUUCUUCAUAAUCCCUGAUCUGUGUGAGAUGGCAGACAGGAACAUUUAUGAUAAAUACUCCCUAUGAUCUUAUAUACUACUUAUAUACAUAUUAGAUGACUGUUUGAAGUCUUUCUUUUAUAUAAAACUCGGGGAAAAAAAAAAAAAACCUACGUAUGUGGGUAGUUGCAUAUUUGUACCUGUUUAACAUAUGCAUAUUUUUAUGCUACUUAAUUAUGUCCCUAGUAUACACGUACUUGUAUAGAGAUAAACAAAUUGUACAAGUUCUUUCUUUGAAGUAAAUAAAACUUCUUAUUUAUUGCUUCCUGCAUUUAUCACAGGAGUGUUUGUGAUUUAUAUUUCAAUUGCUGAAUCAGUUUCUACUUCUCUGUUCUGUCUGUUAACAUGGCCGAACAAGACUGUCAGAGUGACACAAAUAAGGCGGCACCACUGUCUGCAGAAGAGGGGAUCAAGGGGAGUCAGCUUCCUGACAUAGACGAACAAUAUGAUAGGAGUGACUCAAAGAAGGAGGCACCACUAUCCGUGGAAGAAGUGAUCGAGGGGAGUCUUGGACGGAUGAAUUGCAGUCAGAUGGUGCAAGCCUUCCUUGCAUCAGUUCUUCCAAUGUUUGACAACCAACAGACAUUUAUCAGUGUCUUCACAGAUGCUCAACCAAAAUGGCAUUGCGUAAGUGAGAGUCGGAUAGGAGGUAGUUGCACCAGCAGCUCUAACAUCUGUAAUCUUUCGAGGAGUGAAUGGGCUUGGACUGGGAAUAAGCACAACACAAUCAUAUCAGACUGGGAUCUCCAAUGUGCCAGCUCUUUCAUUAAGGGUUUACCCGCGACUUCUUACUUCAUGGGCUGCUUGUUGGGUGGAUAUGUGCUUGCCUCCCUUGGUGAUUCAUCUCUUGGGCGAAAGAACCUUCUCUGUCUCUCCUGCUUGGUUAUGUCACUAGCUUCAUUUGCCUCGGCCUUUUCUCCUAACAUCUGGGUUUACUCUGUACUCCGCUUCAUUGCUGGUGUUGGCCGUGUCUCCAUUACUAUUUCUUCUUUUGUCCUUCUGUCGGAGAGGGUUGGCAAACGGUGGAGAGGCCAAAUUGUAAUGAUUGGUUUCCUCUUCUUAACAAUGGGAUUGUUAUCCUUGUCGGCUUUAGCUUACUUGACUCGAAAUUCCUCAUGGAGUACCCUUUACCUCUGCACUUCCAUACCUGGUUUUGUAUGCUCCAUAUUAAUUCAUUUCUUCCUAUGUGAAUCUCCUAGAUGGCUCUUCAUGAUGGGACGUCCAAUGGAAGCCGUAAAUGUACUUAAAAGUAUCGGCUCCCUGGAUGAUCAUACCAGCUCAAUGUUACCAAACAUUCUAGAAAUUAAUCAAGGUAUUCCUAACAAUAACGGGAAGAAUCCUUUUUCUUCAAUGAAGAUUUUAGUCAAGAAAAGAUGGGCUAUUCGAAGGUUGAUAGUAGCUAUGGUACUUAGUUUCGGUGUUGGAAUGAUGUAUUUCGGUAUGUUGUUGGGUGUCGGAGGCUUGGGUCUCAACAUAUACUUGAGCUCAACAUUCAAUGCCCUACUAUUCCUUUCAUCAUGCCUGCUAACAUUCCUCUUCUGGAUCCCAAGAUGCAACAGGAGGAGUUCAGUGCUAGGAUUCUGCACGAUUAGUGGUGCUGCCGGUAUAAUUUCCAUUACAUUCGGUCAUCAUCACAAGGGUGCACAUGUUGGACUGGAACUGAUAGCCCUAUUUUGUGCUUGUAUGGUGUUUAAUAUCUUGUUCAUGUAUGUUGUGGAGUUGUUUCCAACUUGCAUCAGGAACACAGCAGCCUCACUGUCGAGGCAGGCACUGCUCUUGGCGUCUGUCUUUGUCCCGGUGUUGGUAGUCAUAGGGAGGAGCAAUCAACUCUUCUCUCAUGCAGUCUUUGGUGUGACCAUUCUUCUUUGCGGCCUUUUGGUCAUAUCUUUGCCCGAAACUAAGGGUAAGGUGCUAUGUGAUAGUAUGGAAGAGCAGGAAGCCCAAGACAAGGAUGUUGCUUGCGUGCCAAAGUUUUGGUUGAUCAUGUUCAUUGAUGCUCAUCUUUCUCAUUGUCGAAGUCUCUCAUAGUCUCAUAGUGCUCCAAAUUGUGCAAUCUAGUUAUCAUUUGAGUCUUCCGUUCUUGGGUGUGACAUCCAAUUGUUCGUCAUAUUGUUUUAUUUUUUUGAACGGUUGAUAAGCUGAAUACUAAUUGACAUUUGUUCGUCAUUA
This is a messenger RNA of Chenopodium quinoa (quinoa), 2443 nucleotides long. Its product is annotated as organic cation/carnitine transporter 3-like. Gene Ontology annotation, cellular component: membrane. The transcript has a single exon. The coding region runs from base 620 to 2302 and encodes 560 amino acids. The record is from RefSeq and is a predicted model, not a curated record. Gene Ontology annotation, molecular function: transmembrane transporter activity. Lineage: Eukaryota; Viridiplantae; Streptophyta; Magnoliopsida; Caryophyllales; Amaranthaceae. Gene Ontology annotation, biological process: transmembrane transport.